Molecule: messenger RNA, 2062 nt
Organism: Engraulis encrasicolus (European anchovy)
Lineage: Eukaryota; Metazoa; Chordata; Actinopteri; Clupeiformes; Engraulidae
Gene: ssuh2rs1
Product: ssu-2 homolog, related sequence 1
Exons: 14
Coding region: 273-1445 (390 amino acids)
Source: RefSeq, a predicted model, not a curated record
CAAACCGAAAGCACUUUGCACUAGAGUUUGGGUAGGCUACGGAAACAAUUUGAGGUGAAUAAUACGCAUCGCAAAAUAAGACUUUUGAAUUGCGCAAGAAUACGCCAACCACCCACAGGAAAUAAGGAGUGAUCAUGUGGGCUAUAUCCCGUUAACUGUGACCAUGUCCUCUUUUGGCAGAUAACGACUGUAUGAAGAAGGCAAAAGGACCAGAGGAGGCUACAGGUGGAACGUAGAUUUCGCUUGGUCUUGGUUCGGAUACAUAGUUCCUGAUGGAAAAUCAACCGCUUCUAAGUGGGCAAUCCAACUAUGGCUUUGGCAACCCAGGUUAUAAUGCAGUCCCAGCAACCGGAGCGCCAGCCAUGUUCGCCCCGCCCGCGCCCGACCCCAACGCUCCAUCCGCACCUCCUGCCAACUUAUUUGACAACGUCCCGGGCUAUGAAGGAACGAUGAUAGGAGGAGGUGGGUAUUUGCCUCCACCUGUGCCAUCCAUGCCGAUGCCCACUCCUGAACCAGGACAUGCACACCCAGAGUGGAACAUUCCGUCCAUCACGGAGGAGACGGCGAAAGAAGCCUUUGCUAUGUUUGCCUCCAGCAAGUGCUGCUACAGCUCAGGCCCUGCCAAAGACGGUGUCAUCACCAGAAUGGAUGCCUUCAACACCUACAGGUAUCGGCUAGAGACCUUCUGUGAAUCUAGAUCUACAGAAUGGAGCCAGGAACCAUACAAUGGACAACCCGUUGACGCCUUCACACAAGCCGUACCAGGCCCUUGGGACAUCCCUGCCCAGCCUCCAGGCUUUUUUAAAGACCACACACAGGUCAUCAAAGUGCCCUACACCUCCUCUGUAAAGAACUGCUACACAUGUCUUGGUAUGGGAAGAGCCCCUUGUAAGGACUGUACCGGAGCUGGCAAUAAAGUCUGCUGGGUGUGCAAUGGCUCAGGAUAUCGCCACGGAGACGAUCGUUGCUCACACUGCAACGGAAGAGGAAGAGAGAAUUGUGUACACUGCAGUGGUCAAGGAUCUCUGCAGUGCCAGACGUGCCACGGCAGGAGACAGAUCCUGGUCUUCAUCAACCUGACCAUCAAAUGGAAGAACAAUCAAGAUGUGUACGUGGUGGAGCAAGCCAGUGGCCUUAAAGUAGAGAACCUCAACAAUGUCUCAGGGAAGGAGAUGUUCAAAGACUCACAAUACUUGGUGUUUCCUGUUAAUGGGUUUCCUGACCGUGCUGUGGUUGGUGCCUCUGAGAGAUUGGUGAGGGAACACCAGGCCAACUACUCCCAAACCUCACGCAUUCUGCAGCAGCGCCAGACCAUUGAGCUGAUCCCCAUCACUAAAGUUAGCUACUCAUGGAAGGGAAAGUCUUGUGUUUAUUAUGUGUUUGGUAAUGAGUUCAAGGUAAGCGCUGAUGACUACCCUGCAAAAUGUUGCUGCACGAUACUGUAACUGCUUGCUUUGAUAUGAAAGCUGCUGCUAUACCCUUCUCGUCCACUUGGGGUCGCUAUAUGCACAUACUGUAAUAUUUGCAAGAGGCACACAGAAGUCACAGUCAUUCUUGCUCAUGAAAGAAGGGGUAGGCACAAUCACUGGAGAAAAAGCUAUGAUGUACUGAUAAAAUUGAAGCUAUGAUGUACUGAUAAAAUUGAUGGAUUAAUUUGCUUUUUUUAACAAAACACAGUUCACAGUCAUGAGUUACCAAUUUUAUAAUGAUGCUUUGGGUAUAGUAAAUGUACUUAUGUUAUCAUAAGAGUACUUGCAUAUGAUUGUGCUCUGUAAAUUCAAAAUGUUUCUUUUAACAGAAUGUUACUGGAAUAACAUGUAAUAUAAAGAGCAGUACUGUCACUCACUGUGACGUUUGUGUUCAUGCUGGGUGAGUUGAGAAGAUGAACAGUUAGCCAUGCAGACGGUUUGCUUUAUUGUUUAUGGUGUUACUGUUUUGAAGUUUUUUGCUUGAGGCAUUUUCAAAUAUUGUGUUUAUACCAAAACGCCUUAUGAUUUAUAAAGUGAAGCCACAGUCGUGUGUAUUUGUCACAUAAUUAAAUUAUAAAUGUGUAAUAACAAAA